AUGGCUCCCGCCAAUACUUUACCCGCCUGGGCCGAGCUUCAAGCUCACCGUGACAAUGUCGGCAAGAACUUUGUCUUGAAAGAGGCUUUUGCAUCUGACCCGGAACGAUUUUCCCGAUUCACCCGUACCUUCGACUCCAAAGGUGUUUCGGCCGAGAUCCUCUUCGAUUUCAGCAAGAACUUUUUGACCGACGAGACGCUCGAGCUCCUUGUCAAGCUUGCUGAGCAGGCUGGUGUGGAAAAGAAGCGAGAUGCCAUGUUUGCUGGUGAGAAGAUCAACUUUACUGAGAAGCGUGCUGUAUACCACACUGCUCUGCGAAAUGUCGGCGGCUGGGACAUGAAGGUUGAUGGUGCGGAUGUCAUGAACUCCCCUGGCGGCGUCAAUGAUGUUCUGAAGCACAUGAAAGAGUUUUCUGAGCAGGUUCGAAGCGGCGAGUGGAAGGGUUUCACCGGCAAGAAGUUGACCACCAUUGUUAAUGUUGGCAUUGGAGGUUCUGAUCUCGGCCCUGUCAUGGUCACUGAGGCUCUCAAGCAUUACGGUGCUGAUGAUAUGACGCUUCACUUUGUUUCCAACAUUGACGGAACCCACAUGGCGGAGGCUCUGAAGAACUCCGACCCUGAAACCACUCUCUUCCUUAUUGCCUCCAAGACGUUCACCACUGCUGAGACCACAACCAACGCCAACACGGCCAAGUCUUGGUUCCUGGAGAAGACUGACAACAAGGGCGAUAUUGCCAAGCACUUCGUUGCUCUUUCCACCAAUGAGCCCGAAGUGACCAAGUUUGGAAUCGACAGCAAGAACAUGUUUGGAUUCGAGAGUUGGGUCGGGGGCCGCUACUCGGUCUGGAGCGCCAUCGGCCUCAGCGUGGCCUUGUACAUUGGCUACGACAACUUCCACAAGUUUCUCAGUGGUGCUCACGCCAUGGAUAAGCACUUCCGCGAGGCUCCUCUCAAGGAGAAUAUCCCCAUUCUUGGUGGUCUUCUCAGCGUCUGGUACUCUGACUUUUUCCAGGCUCAGACUCACCUCGUUGCUCCAUUCGAUCAAUACCUCCACCGCUUCCCUGCCUACCUGCAGCAGCUGUCUAUGGAGUCAAACGGAAAGUCUAUCGCAUCUGAUGGUACCUCUGUCAAGUAUACUACCGGUCCUAUUCUCUUCGGCGAGCCCUGCACCAAUGCUCAGCACUCCUUCUUCCAGCUUGUCCACCAAGGCACCAAGCUGAUCCCCACCGACUUCAUCCUGGCUGCCCAGUCUCAUAACCCCAUUACCAACAACCUGCACCAAAAGAUGCUGGCGUCCAACUACUUUGCACAGGCUGAGGCUUUGAUGGUUGGCAAGACUGACGAGCAAGUUAGAGCUGAGGGUGCUCCCGAAGAACUCGUUCCACAUAAGCGAUUCCUCGGCAACCGUCCUACCACUUCGAUCCUUGUUGGAGGAUCGAUUGGCCCUGCUGAGCUGGGAGCCUUGAUUGUCUACUACGAGCAUCUGACCUUCACCGAAGGUGCCAUCUGGGACGUCAACAGCUUUGAUCAGUGGGGUGUCGAGCUGGGCAAGGUGCUGGCCAAGAAGAUCUUGAAGGAACUUGAUGAAGCUGGCAAUGGUGAGGGACACGACAGCUCCACCGGCGGACUUAUUGGGGCCUUCAAGAAGUACUCCAAGAUUUAG
Pochonia chlamydosporia 170 is the source of this 1662-nucleotide messenger RNA. RefSeq names its product glucose-6-phosphate isomerase. Gene Ontology annotation, cellular component: cytosol. Lineage: Eukaryota; Fungi; Ascomycota; Sordariomycetes; Hypocreales; Clavicipitaceae. Gene Ontology annotation, molecular function: glucose-6-phosphate isomerase activity; monosaccharide binding; carbohydrate derivative binding. The coding region runs from base 1 to 1662 and encodes 553 amino acids. The record is from RefSeq and is a predicted model, not a curated record. Gene Ontology annotation, biological process: glycolytic process; gluconeogenesis; glucose 6-phosphate metabolic process. The transcript has 4 exons.